AUGUAUAAGAGGAAAAAUUUACGCGAGGUAAAAGAUUGUAAGGUCAUACCAGGAGACCAUGUGAGUGUGCAACAUCGUUUUGUAGUGAUGGACUUGGUUAUGGAAAUUGAACAAAUAAGGAAGAAAAAAAUGCAGGGGCCAAAAAGGAUUAAAUGGUUUAAGCUGAAAGAGAUUGAACUUUGUAGGCAGUUUAAAGAAAAGGUUUUAGAGGAACUAACACAUGAAAUUAAAGAUGUCGAUGAAUGGUGGAACAGAACGAUGGAUAUAAUACUGAGGGUUGCUCGAGAAAUAUUGGGUGAGGGUAGUGGCAAGAUGUUCGAAAAUAAGGAAACGUGGUGGUUCAGUGAAGAAGUGAAGGAUGAAACAAAGCAAAAGAGAGAAGCAAAGAAAAGGUGA
Macrobrachium nipponense is the source of this 396-nucleotide messenger RNA. RefSeq lists its product as uncharacterized. The record is from RefSeq and is a predicted model, not a curated record. The coding region runs from base 1 to 396 and encodes 131 amino acids. NCBI's taxonomy places the organism in Eukaryota, Metazoa, Arthropoda, Malacostraca, Decapoda, Palaemonidae. The transcript has a single exon.